Lipotes vexillifer (Yangtze River dolphin) is the source of this 3461-nucleotide messenger RNA. It is a transcript of the gene LMO3, whose product is annotated as LIM domain only 3. Gene Ontology annotation, molecular function: transcription coactivator activity; DNA-binding transcription factor binding. The record is from RefSeq and is a predicted model, not a curated record. Gene Ontology annotation, cellular component: nucleus. NCBI's taxonomy places the organism in Eukaryota, Metazoa, Chordata, Mammalia, Artiodactyla, Lipotidae. Gene Ontology annotation, biological process: positive regulation of transcription by RNA polymerase II.
CCUCUCCUAAUGAGGCAUAAACUGGAGCUGCAGCCCAGCUCAGCACUGCAACUUUCACUCGGGCUGCAGCUCUGCUGAGACCGUUUUGUUUAAGUCAUGUGAGGCUUCAUUAUUUUUAUGAUGAGACGUGAAAUAGAUGCGGGCGGAUGUUGAUGGAAGGAGGGAGCAGAGCAGCUGCGGCGCGGAACGUCUCAAGUAUACAAAUGCUCUCAGUCCAGCCAGACAACAAGCCGAAAGGUUGUGCUGGCUGCAACCGAAAGAUCAAGGACCGAUAUCUUCUAAAGGCACUGGACAAAUACUGGCAUGAGGACUGCCUGAAGUGUGCCUGCUGUGACUGUCGUUUGGGAGAGGUGGGCUCCACCCUGUACACUAAAGCUAACCUUAUCCUUUGUCGCAGAGACUAUCUGAGGCUCUUCGGUGUAACGGGAAACUGUGCUGCUUGUAGCAAGCUCAUCCCUGCCUUUGAGAUGGUGAUGCGCGCCAAGGACAAUGUUUACCACCUCGACUGCUUUGCAUGUCAGCUUUGUAAUCAGAGAUUUUGUGUUGGAGACAAAUUUUUCCUAAAGAAUAACAUGAUCCUUUGCCAGACGGACUACGAGGAAGGUUUAAUGAAAGAAGGUUAUGCACCCCAGGUUCGCUGAUCUAUCAACAUCACCCCAUUAAGAAUACAAAGCACUCCAUUCUUUUAUCUUUUUUGCUCCACGUGUAUAUAAGAAUUGACACAGGAACCAACUGAAUAGCGUAGAUAUAGGAAAGCAGGAUGGUUAUAUGGGAUAAAAGGCGGACUGCAUCUGUAUGUAGUGAAAUUGCCCCAGUUCAGAGUUGAAUGUUUAUUAUAAAAGAAAGAAGUAAUGUACAUAUUGCUGGAUUUUUUUGCUUGCUAUUCGUUUUUUUGUGUCACUUGGCAUGAGAUGUUUAUUUUGGACUAUUGUAUAUAAUGUAUUGUAAUAUUUGAAGCACAAAUGUAAUACAGUUUUAUUGUGUUACCAUUUGUGUUCUGUUUGCUUCUUUGUAUUGUUGCAUUUAGUACAAUCAGUGUUUAAACUUACGGUAUAUUUAUGCUUUCUGUAUCUACCAGCUAUUUUAAAUGAGCUGUAACUUUCUAGUAAAGAAUUGAAGAGCAAAUCUCACUAAUGAUACACAUAUAAAGCAAGUCUAUCAACAUUAAAAAUACUGAAAAAGAAGGACACACAAAGCAUUUUAGCAACAUCCACUUAUUGCCACAAUGAUAUCAGUGUUCUCAUUUCACCCCCUAUUUUCAGGGGGUUAAAGGUCAGCUUUAAAAAAAUGCAUAAAAAUUUCAUCUUAAAGCACUUUCAUUUUUUACCAACGUGAAAAGUGCCAUUUUUAGAAUAACUUUAAAGCUUAACAGUUACCCUUUUAAUACCCUUUUUCUGUGUGUGCUCUUUACCCCGUAAAUGGCUUUGUUUUGUUUCCUUCAGCCAUUCACCGCUUAUGUGAGCUAGUGCCUUUGGGUACCAUGUAAAAAUUUUCCAAAGGGUUACUUUAAAAAAGUGUUACCACAAUUAUGAGAUAAUUUUAAAAAGAUAAAUUUCUUAUACAAACUUUGCCCAGAUCUCUCCAUAAGAGGUAAGCAUAUAAUAACUUUAUGAUUUGAUACAUUUCUGGCACCAAAAGGUUUUGAAUGAGAAUCUACUGAAACCAUGAUAAUGCACAUUGAAUCUAUGAUCAUAUUUGAGGAGUGAAGUCACUUUUGAUCAGAGCAACAUAGUGCUCACAGAAUCUUCUGGAAGAAGAGAAACAAAGGGAUUGAUAAAAAGCUGAGAACUGGUGAUUAUAUAUUUUUCUGUAUUUACUUGCCACUUACUUUAAUGUUCAAAAGUGAACACUUUAAAAGUUUGAUGUGUCUUACUCUCAUUGCUUUCUCUAAGUAAUUACCUGCUCAGAAUUUAUUACACUUGGGCUGAAAUCUGUCAUUCCGUUUUUUAAAGGUGAAAGAUUAUUCCCUUAUCUACAUGAUAGCUGAUAAAAAAGAAAGCUUUCUAGAAACAAAAAUUUUGGAGACUGAUUAUUUCAAUUACAGUUAAGGAAAUAAAGUUGCGACUGUGUUCCCUUCUUUGGGGUUGCUCACACUUUGCUUCUUUGCUUCUGUUCCCUGUACUCAAAACUACUUUUCAGCAGAUCUGAUUCCUCAACAGGCACAAUGAAGCAUAUUUUUACUAGAGCAACUUUUAGUGCUGUGGGCUUUCUUUUUUCUUUUCUUCUUUUUUCUUGAUCACUUGUAUAGGAAACAAUAUUCCCCAGUGUUACUUGCAUACAUACUUUGUCCUGCCGAAUAUGCAUUGCAGAUAAAAAUUAAAUGUGAUACCUGAAUUCUUGGUUUGGGGCCAAAAUAUUAAACUGAAAAAUCAUGCUGGUGUGGAUUUGAGUUGUUUUCAAGCAAAGCUUUACUCUGAACAUGCGUGUGAAUCUGGAUAUUGCCUCUCAUUUUUAAGAAGAUGGUUCUGUGAAAAGUGAACGAUACGUAUUUUUACAGAUGCUUUAUGGCUGAGUGUUCAAGUCACAUGUCCUCCAAAUUUGACAUAUACCCCCAAAAAAGAGUUUCAAGAGGCCCACAAAAUAACUAUUGAUAUUAUUUUAGCCUUUGAGCCGUACAUUUAUUUCAUGAAAAGACUUGCAUAGCCAAACCCAAAAAAAAGCAAAACAGAACAAAUGGGAGGAAGGUGGGGGAGAUAUGUAAGAAGUGGUUUUCCUAACACAGCCCUGCUAAUCCCCAUUAAGAGUUGUUUGAAAUUCAUGUGGAUGUAAAAAUGUAAUUGUCAGUAUCUUUUUGCAUCAUCUUUUUUAGAUUUAAAUGGUUUUGCAUAUGCUUAUCAAUAUGUCAAAAUUCUUGUAAACUGGGAACAAACUUCUCUCAGCUUCUUGAAGCUGUUCAAUUAUUCCUGCCACCCAAAGACCAACAAGGUCUUUUGCUUAAUCCUUCGGGAAUGAAUUCUUAUGCUUUUUACUACAAACAAAAUUACUCACCUGGAUUAAAGAUUAAGGCCUUAAUCUCCUUAGAUUAUCUUUAAUCUCCAUAAAAUGGUGGAACAAGACAGAAAUAGGCCAUUUUACAGCUAAUUGCCCAUAAAUAGUAGCAUUUUCGACUGAAGCACUAAUUGUCUUGACUACUCAAAGUCCCUGAAUUGUUGUCAGCUUUCCCCUUUGUGUUGUGUAGCCCUGACGUCACUUAGCUUGUUAUCUGAAGCCUCCAGUAGAACAUCUCCGAUGGAGCAUUGAUUUCUCAAGCAGCAAAAGCUCCCUUUCCAACACGCAUCUCAUAUAGGCUACCUAUGAUGAAGGACCAGGCACUUCCACUCCACUAGAGUGCUGGCUGAGUUUAAAAGCUGAACUGUGUUUGUAAUUUCACUUUCAUCUUGCUUAAUAAAUAUCUGCUGGAUUCUUUCAUUCAUUUCUUUAAUAUUCGGAUUUAUGUUUUUAAUAAAAGGGGUAUUACACUA